CUAGGGUUUUUAAGAUUAGGUCGGGACUGACUCGUUUCUCUGCCGCAUUGGCUAGGUUUUCCAACUCUUGCUCGAAAUUUUCUGCUUUCCCUUCCAUUUUCCCAUCGUUUCAUCUCCAUUUCUCACAUUGGAAACGUAAUUUACCCAAUAGCAUUACGAAAAGUACUCUAUCAGUCUUAGAUCGGUUCAUCACUUAUGGGUUUAAACAAGUAUUAGAGGGUUCGUGGUUGCUGUUUUUAACUUGACUCAAGGGUUCAAUCUCUCCUGUUUAUUUAUCCAACUAUCCAAAGAAAUGGCAACCAUGAACCCUUUCGAUCUCCUUGGAGACGAUGACAAUGACGACCCCACUCAACUCAUCGUGGCUGCUCAGCUCAAGGUUGAGAAGCCUAAGAAGCCGUCCGCUCCUGCUCAGCCUCAAGCUCAAGCUCAGCCAGCCAAAAGUGCUAAGCUUCCUACCAAGCCUCUUCCUCCGGCUCAGGCUGUGAGGGAAGCAAAGACUGAAGGUGGGCGUGGUGGAGGUCGAGGUGGUGGCCGUGGUGCUGGUCGUGGUCGUGGAGGUGGCAGCGGAUUUAACCGAGAUUCAAAUAAUGAGGCUACCUUUGGCAGCAACAAUGGAUUUUCUGGAGGGUACAGACCAUCUGAAGAGGUUGACACUGGGAAGCCAUCCGAGAAGCGUGGCUAUGGAGGUCCUCGUGGUGGUUUUCGUGGCGGUCGUCGUGGUGGUUUGAGCAAUGGGGAAGCUGGAGAAGGUGAACGUCCUCGUAGGCUGUAUGAACGCCGCAGCGGUACUGGGCGUGGGAAUGAGUUCAAACGUGAUGGUGCUGGUCGUGGUAAUUGGGGAACUCCUGCCGAUGAAAUUGCUCCGGAAACUGAGGAACCUGUGGUUGAAAAUGAAAAGAACAUUGGUUCUGAGAAGCAGUCAGGAGAGGAGGAUGCUGCAGAUAUCAACAAGGAGAGUCCUGUGGAUGAGCCUGAAGAGAAGGAACCUGAGGACAAGGAGAUGACUCUGGAAGAGUAUGAGAAAAUUCGUGAAGAAAAGAGGAAAGCUUUGCUUUCUAUGAAGCCAGAGGAAAGAAAGGUUGAUGUGGAGAAAGAGUUUGGCUCUAUGCUUCAACUUUCAAAUAAGAAGGGCAGUAAUGAAAUCUUUAUCAAACUGGGUUCUGAAAGGGACAAACGAAGGGAUGCUGACAAAGAAGACAGGGCUAAAAAGUCUGUAAGCAUAAAUGAGUUCCUGAAGCCUGCUGAUGGGGAAAGAUACUAUAACCCUGGUGGUCGUGGUCGUGGACGUGGCCGUGGACCAAGAGGUGGAUAUGGCGGAGGAGGCAACAUGCGUGAUCCAGCAGCCCCCUCAAUUGAAGAUCGCGGUCAGUUCCCCACCCUGGGUGGCAAGUGAGGUCUUAAGAUGCAUCUUUCAAAGUUGCAAUGGUCUUUCACUGUGGAAUUCCUUUGCAAUCUGCUUGAGAGUAGUAGUCAAAGGUCGUAAACAGGAAAUUUAUCGCCUGCAUUUAAAAAAAAAAAAAAACUCUUUUUUAACAUCUAGUCUUUUGGGUGUAAAUUUUAGAGAUUCCUCCAUGGUAUCCAUGUGAUUCCUCGACUUUGCUAUACAUGCAUACUCUCUUUUAUUUUUUGGUCUAAGUUAGUAUUAUUAUUGUCUUGGACUGAGUAGUGGCAUCAGUUUUGGUUUGUAGUAGGUGAAGAGUACGUUGUAGUCCUUUCUUCUUCUUCUUCUUCCUUCUUCAUUUUUUUGUUUUAUAAAAUUUCUGUUGUGUUGCUUAUAGCUAUUUUCCUUCUGACUCUUCAAGAUAAAUAUGAGCUUUGUUGUUGGUUCAAA
Messenger RNA from Manihot esculenta (cassava), 1831 nucleotides. Its product is annotated as RGG repeats nuclear RNA binding protein A. The transcript has 7 exons. Lineage: Eukaryota; Viridiplantae; Streptophyta; Magnoliopsida; Malpighiales; Euphorbiaceae. Bases 293 to 1393 code for a protein of 366 amino acids. Gene Ontology annotation, cellular component: nucleus; cytoplasm. The record is from RefSeq and is a predicted model, not a curated record. Gene Ontology annotation, molecular function: RNA binding.